Messenger RNA from Chlamydomonas reinhardtii, 5903 nucleotides. RefSeq lists its product as uncharacterized. Gene Ontology annotation, biological process: protein ubiquitination; positive regulation of proteasomal ubiquitin-dependent protein catabolic process. Gene Ontology annotation, molecular function: ubiquitin-like ligase-substrate adaptor activity; nucleic acid binding; ubiquitin protein ligase binding. The record is from RefSeq and is a predicted model, not a curated record. The coding region runs from base 209 to 5284 and encodes 1691 amino acids. NCBI's taxonomy places the organism in Eukaryota, Viridiplantae, Chlorophyta, Chlorophyceae, Chlamydomonadales, Chlamydomonadaceae. Gene Ontology annotation, cellular component: nucleus; cullin-RING ubiquitin ligase complex. The transcript is spliced from 9 exons.
GUAAUAUAGCUGGGGAUCUCAGGGCUCAUUGAUGUCACGAGCGUCUAAACGGGAGUGACAUACGUGGGCAUCGCGGCAACUGAAGCGCAGCGAGGCUUGACGCUGGCGAUAUGGAGGCCCUGUGAGCUGGCGGCAAAUACUUCGCAGUCUGCGCGUUGGUCUUGGGCGGGCGCCAGCGAUCAGCAAACAGCGUUUGACCACACGCCAAAUGUACCACUGGCCUCAGCCCUCCGCUGGGGCAGCGCUGGCGGCGGCCUUGCAGCAGCAGCAGCAGGACAACGCCACCAACUACGAUGCCUGGGUGGUGCGCAUCGCCUCCCUCGCGGAGGUGGUGUGGCCGGAAGCGCUGCCGCAAGAGCGGGGCGCGCCGCUGGACGACCCAGCCGGACCGGACGCGCGGCGGCAGCGCCGGCUGACGGCGAUCUGGGUCGCGCAACAGGUGGCCGCGGCCUCGGCAGAGGCCGCCACCAAGCGACCCUGGACCAUGGUGAGACGGCUGGCGGGCUACAUAUACCGCGAGGAGCCGGAGUUUUGGAGCAGCGGCGGCGGCCGCGAGCGGCCCAAGAUGCGCGAGUUCCUCCACGCGCCGGAGAGCUUUGGCGUGUUUACCGUGAACCGCCGGACCGUCGCGGACGGCAGCCAGACCGACUUCAUCCGCCUCAAUGAGGAUGCGCUGGAGGCACAGGCGCAGGCUGUAGCAAACAGCAUGCGCCCGGCAGCAGCAAACGGCGCGCGGCCGGCAGUAACAAACGGCGCGCGGCCGGCAGUAGCUGUAGCUAACAACAUGAGCGAGGAGUCGCUGCGGCCGCAGUACAUGCGGGCCGUGCUCCCGGUGCAGGUACAGGCCGGACAGCUGCAGCCACAGUAUGGCAACGGAAGAGGCGGCGACGCCGCCAGACACGGCGGUGGCGGCAGGCCGCGCGGCGGCGCAGCCGCCGCGGCAGACGGCGGCGGGGACUCGGACGACGACGGCGGCGAUGACCGGGAGGCUCUGGCGGGAAUCAACAUAUACAGCCUAGCCGACGCGGUCUGGGCAUCCCCGGGCAGCGACGCCGCAGGUGGAGCCGCCGCAGACGCCGACGGCCUGUCGUCGGCCCUGGAUAGGAGCGUGGCGGGCCUGGCGGCGGCGCUGCGCCGCUCCACGGCCGCGUACCUGUUCACCGCCAACGCCACGACGCGGCGGCGGGCGGUGCCUGUGGGCCUGGUGGGCGCGCACCUGAGGCGGCAGUACCCGGAGGUGUGGGCGGAGGACGCGCCGGGCGCCUACGCGCCGCUGCGGCGGGUGGGCGACACGCUGCUGCCGGGCCCGGCCAGCCGCGGCGCGUUCGGUGUGGUGCAGCUGGAGGCCGGCGACCGGGUCUGGCUGAGCCUCACCUCGCUGCGUGCGGCUGCUGCUGGCGGCGGCACGGGGGUGCUGGCGCCCGCGCCGGCGGCGUCCAGGGCUCUUGCCGGGCAGCAGCAGCAACAAGGCCGCGGCGGUAGCCGCAGGCAGCGCGACGGCAGCGGCGGCACCGGUGCCGAGGGCCUGGGUGACAUCAACGACUGGCGGCGGCUGGAGGCGGCGGCGCGGCAGCUGUGCAACAACAACACGCCGGGCGGGCGGCUGCGGCAGCAGGUGGCGUCCAUACUGGCGGGUGUGACCAGCGGGCCCGCGGGGCCACGCAGCAUGCUGAUGUCGGAUGUGGUGGAGGAGCUGCGCAUGCUGAGCCCCAACCUGCUGGAGGCUGUAGCGCUGGAGCUGGGCCGGCGCGGCGGCAGUAGCGGCAGGGCCGCAGAGCCGCUCGACAUACGGCCGCUGCUGCUACUGUCGCCGCCCGACACAGGCGCCGCAGGCGCAGCCGACGGGAGCAAGGAGGGCGGCGAGGAGAACGCAGAGGACUGGGACUUGGAGGCUUUGGCGGCGGCGACGGGUCUGAAGGAUAAGCUGCAAGUGCGCAAGAACGGGGCCGCGGCAGGCGGCGCCAGCAGGCGCGACUUUCUCAGCGCGCAGGGCCCCACACACACCGGCGACUGGGUCCUGUGGCUGGAUGCGGUGGCGUUGCUGCGUAUGGCCGUUGACGCGGGGCCCCCAACGUCGACGGCGGCGGCGUCAGCAGCGGCGGCGGCGGUGCCCGUGGUGACUGCAGUGGCGCUGCCGCCGCUGGUCGACAUCCGUGAGUCCUCUCUGGCGGCGCGGCUGGCGGCGACGAGGCCGGUCGCAGCGCCGAGCGCAGCGGUGCAAACCGUCUCUGCUGUGGUGCAGGACCAACAAACGCGGCCACAAGGCUGGGACUUCCCGCCCAUGCCGUCAACGGCCGAGGAGGUGGCGGGAGCAGCAGCCGCGGCGGCAGCAGCCCUGCGUCUCGGCGGUGGGGGCGGCAGCGAGGAACCGGCGGCCGCGAGCGGUCACAGCUUCGAUGCUAGGAGCGGCGGUAGCGGCGGGGCGGGCAUAUACCGGACAGGAAGCGGGGCAGAGGCCUCCGCGGGCAGAGACGUCCGGUUUACUUCAGCACCGGCGGCGGGGCCUGCAGCACCAGCUGCACUCGCCGUGGCAGUAGCAUCAGCAGCAGCAGCACUGGCGGCGCCUGAGUCUUCUGAAGAACUGCUGCAGCGUGUCUUUCCCCACCCCAGCAAGGCCCCGCCCCUGUGGAGCCUCCUCCAAGACGCGGAGCCGGCGGCAGCGGGCGAGGCGCUGGAGGACGACGGCGACCAGCCCGUGAACGGCCCUGACAGCCACGGCGGCUGGCGGCAGGUGCCGCACAAGCAGCAGGCGCAGCAGGCCCGGACGAGUAAACCCAUGUCACGGUCGGUAAUGCUGGCGGUGGCGGGCGCGUACGUGCGGCGGCUUGUGGCAGGCAGGCUGCUGCAGGUCCCCGGCCACGAGAUGUCGUUCGGGGUGCUGCUGCCCGAAUUGAAGGAGGCUCUGGGGCCGCAGCUGCUCCCGCUCAUGGGCGGCGGCAACGUGCGGCGGUCGCUGAUGGCGGAGCCCGACGUGUUCGAGGUGGAGCAGAUGGAGCAGGACCCGUACGCGACCAAGCCUCACUUUAUGGUGCGCCUUCUGGUCGACGGCCUCGCCAAGCGCGGGGCGGAGGCCGCCGUUGCCGGGCCCCGCACGCGCAGCACCGCCACAAACACCCGUCAGCGGGCCCCUGCGCCCGCAGCCGCUGGGCCCGUCAUUGCAGCAGUGCCGGCACAACCCCAAGCACCUGCGCCAGGGCCCCUGCCGGCACAAGAAAUGGCGCCAGCGGCCGCGGCGGAGGCGGCGCAUGCCGCAGCUGUGGCGGCAGCUGUGGCGGGCUCGGUUACCGUAAAGGCAGCGCUGGCGCGCGCUGCCAGCUAUGAGCGAGAGACGCGCCAUGGCGACUCUGCAAAGCCCGGCCGCUCGCCAUCCGCCACAUCUGGCGGCGGCGGCGGCGCUGCUGCAUUCCAUGCCGGCGCAAGUGGCGGCGGCGGCGCGGAGGCAGCCGAGGAGACCGCGGCCGCACCGUCGGGCACCCCUGGGUAUGCCGCAACAGCUCCGCCGGUGAUGCAGCAGGCGGUCGUGAUGGGACAGCCCCACAGGCCGCUGCCGGCGGUGCACCCGCAAGUGACGGGCGCCGUGCCCACUGCUGCAGCGCCCAUGCCGCCGCCCAUGGCAGCAGCACCCACGGUGGCAGCAGCCACGCCCAGCGCCCCGGGUCAGGCCGGGGCCGUUGACGUCGAGGGUGACGAUGAAGAUGACGAUGAUCAGAGGGCCAUGGUCGCCAUGCUGUUGCACGGCACCGCGGUUGCAGAGCCCGGAGCUGCUGCCGGGCAGGGUAAGACGGCGCCAGUGGCUGCAGGCGCAGCGGCUGCGGCGCCCGCAGUGGCACACGUCCAGAUGCCGGCGCCCCUUGUGCCGGUGCCGGCACCGCUGCCGGUGCCGGCACCGGCGCCGGAGCCGGCUUCAUCACUUGCCGGUGGUGUCCAGCCGCUGCCGGGGUCAUCUCUUGUCGGCACCCAGCUGCUGCCGGCCUCUGUCGAAACAGCACCACUGCCCGGUGUUAUUUUGCAGCAGCCCACUCAUGUUCUCCACGAGCAGCAGCAGCAGCAGUACAUGCAGCAGCAACAGCUGCAACAGCAACAGCAGCAGCAACAGCAGCAACAACAGUGCGAGCAGCAACAGCAGCAGUACCAGCAACAGCAGCAGUACGAGCAGCAGCAGCAACAGCAGCAGCACCAACAACAACAGCAGCGACAACAGCAGCAGCAGCAGCAGCAGCAGCAGCAGCAGCAGCAGCAGCAGCAGCAGCAGCAGCAGCAACAGCAGCAGCACGAGCAGGAGGUGGCCUACCUCCAGGUGCAGCAGCAGGACCUGUCAGACGCAGUCGUGGCCGAGGCCCAGGCCGCGGCGGCGUUGACCUACCUGCCUGCAGCACAGGUGUUCCUGAUUCACUCCCCUCACACAGCCGAGUACGCGCAAAUGGUGCAGCACGUGGCGGGCUGCGACUCUCUGGGGCUGAGCGUGCAGCGCACCGCCCAGGGCUCGUGCGUGCUGGUGUCCAUCUACGCGCCCUGCAGUAUGGUCAUGGACGCCGCGGGCAACGUGGCGCGGGAGGGCUUCGAGACAGCCACCUACGUCCUGGACCUCACCUCGGGCAAUGCCGCCACCGCGCUGGCGGCGUCCGCGGCGGCGGAGGGCCGCCACGUGGACGCGGCGGAGCUGGAUGCGGCGAGCGCGGCGGAGCAGCAGGGCGUGCUGGCGCUCAUCGACGGGCUGCGGCAGCUGCUGGAGAACCCGGGCCAGCACAAGAUUGUGUACGGCGCGGAGCAGGCUGUGAGCUGCCUGGAGGUCGCGACGGGUGCCACGGCGGUGGCGGUGCUAGACGUGCGCGGCCUGGUGGACGCACUGGUCACCCUGCUGCCGCCGCUGCCGCCGCCGCCCUCCAUCCCCGGCUUCGCCGCAGCAGCCGCGACGCUGCCGCCGUCCGAGCGCCUGGUGUGGAUGGCCACAGCGAUGGCGGCGGUGCAGGCGCACGUGUCGGCGUUGCACGCCGCGCUGGUGGGCACGGGCGUGUGGACGGAGGCACCGGAGCUGCUGGCGGCGCUGGUGGCACGGCACGCGACGGCCCUGCGUGACGACCUCUGGGCGGCGGACGGCAGGGACUGGAUGUGGCUGCAGCAGCGGCCUCUGGCCGACGGUGUGGUGUUGCUGGCGGCGGCGGGCUGCCGGCACCUGCCCGAGCUGUGGACCUCGCUCAUCGAUGAGCGGCGGCUGGCUGACGUGGCGUACCAGGCCGCGACACUCCGACUGCAGGCGGUGCGCGCUGCCCGGCGGCAGCAGUAGCAAACGUGCAGCGAUGAUGGCAGCAGCGGCAGGAGCAGUAGCGGCAGGGACAUGCAUGUAGAAGCUUGAGGCGGAGCGGUUGCAGGGGCGUCAACUGUAUUGCAGGGCUAGCACUUACAGUGGCCCUUGAAUCAUGGGAGGCUGGCAGUAGCAUGUGUAGUAGAUGUAAGAUUGUGUAUUGCAUGUGGGUGUGUUAGGACAGCAGAAGGGGAAAGGGACGAAACUGUGCAUGCAAAUGAGCAAGCGAAUAGCGGCCGCAUGUGUGCAUGUGUGUGGUGGUAGACAGAGAGGUCACUUGCCCAUGUCACAGUCCUGGUAAGCACCCAGCAGUGCCGCAUGCGCGCGAGGUACGGCAAGCGGUACUGACGUGGUGCGAGUGAACCGGUGCCAUACAUCGUACGGGUUGGCGUAGUUUGGCCUGUAAUGAAUGAGCGUGAUGUGCCUCGUGUGAGCUUUGGACUGAGGGCCACGUCUUCAAGACCUUCGUGGAGUGCAAAUUAUUGGAAGACGGAAUUUGCACCAGCAGUGCAGCACGACUGGGCCCAGCCCGCGGCAAGCACGUCGGGACUGCUGGAACUGCGACGCAGCUUGCGUCUGCAGCUGAUUAAAUGGACGAGGA